This is a messenger RNA of Procambarus clarkii (red swamp crayfish), 12858 nucleotides long. The record is from RefSeq and is a predicted model, not a curated record. Lineage: Eukaryota; Metazoa; Arthropoda; Malacostraca; Decapoda; Cambaridae.
UUAUUAAAGGUAAUUAUGUUUUGUUGUCCCACAGACUGUGUAACAAUCAUCAGUGGUGAGAAGGUGCUCUUUAUGAGCCCAAGAGAGCAAGAGGACGUAAUGUGCCGCUGUGUUUAUCUGAAAGACUUACCAAACAUCUGUCCUGAGGAGGAAUGUGUACACUUAUGGCUUAGCUAUUUGAGCACACAGCACAUAUCUGAUGGCCACUUUCCUGCUACACUGUUCUGGUUUCCACUGAGACAGAACCCAUCAGAGAUAUCUGACACUCUUUACUCAUAUGAUCAUGUUGUAAGAUUAUUUGAAUCAUUUGGCGUGGAAGCUCCUAUUUGUUUAACAUUUCUUAAGUCUCUGGAGAAAAUAAGCUUGAACAGGUUCACUGAAAAUAAUAAUAUUCCUGAAGUUAUGCACGAAAUAAAGCUCAUCAGCCCAUCCAUGUCUGACAUUCGAGAAAAGAGAAGAAAUUUUAGAGAAAAGCUCAAAGAAUGCCAUGGAUUACCAGAGCAAACAACUACUUGUGAUUACGAGGUCACUGUUCGUAGUGUGAAAGGGAAGAACACUCAAGAGGAGACAAUGCGCAUUCUUCAUUUCCUGCCAGGUUCAAAUGAACACUUUUCAGUAUCGUGGAGAGGCAAGGACAAGAGCAGUCACAUGCCUCUAGUAGGUGUUUCUGCUCCCGUUACUACACAAGAGUCCUCGUGGUCUAGAGGUCAUAUUUUCUGCUUUCUUCCUCUACCUCUAGAAACUGAGAACAAUACGAAUCUUCCCAUUCAGGUCAACGGUUUCUUUGCACUUGAUCAAAACAGAAGACAUGUUAAGUGGGAGACACAAGAGAGCAGCAACGAACCUGAUGUUCUGUGGAAUGAAGAACUGGUGUGUAAAGUUGUAGUUGAGGCGUACUUUACUCUCUUGGGUAAAGUUGUUGAGGAGCUGGGCUCACCACCAAGACCAAGCCACCUGACAACUUGGUACAGUCUCCUGCCAGACAUUGAGUCUUCAACAGGAAGGUGGAGGAAACUUGCCACUCACUUAUGGUCAAGACUAAAAUCUCUCCCUAUUUUGUUCUCAGAGGCAGAAGGCUGUAUGAUGAAGCCAGAGGAGGUUCUAACAUAUGAGUGCCUGACCUCUUGUCCACCGCAUGUCUACACCACUGUCAAAGACUUCCUCAUAGAGCAAAAAUUACCUCUUGCUUCUGUGCCUAGAACUAUCCUCACCUCACUUGAUUCAGUUGAGUCUUCCCCGGCAACAGUGACUCCCCAAGUGUUGAGGAAUAACCUGAGAACAUUGAAGUCAAUCAGAGGAAACUGGAAUCGAGCUCACCUGCUGGAGUAUGCCAUCUCAGACGAGAAUUAUAGCGAUCUUGAGGGAAUUCCUCUCCUGCCCUUGAACAAUGGGACUUGGGCAACAUUCUCACGAACUGGUAGUUCAGUUUAUGUCUGUGGAGAAAAUGCUGAGGCUUUCUUAGGUUUGGAAGAUCAGAUCCUCAGCACACAUCUUUCUACAGAAGUUGUCCAGUGUUUGCAGGAGACAGCACAGGCAGGUGUAUCUCAGCUGAUGGAGUUCUCUGCCAGUCAUCAUGGAGCUGAACUGCUCUCUCAGAGUGCUCAGGUGGUCCAGCAACGCUCUCUCUCCCAGCAACAGUUGCAAAGCUGGCUGCUGAAAGUUUGGUCAGUUAUGCAACAUUUAGAUCUACAAAGUGUAAGGCAUGUAGCCUUGGUGCCUUGCAGUCCCAGUUUAACACAUUCCUCCAAGCUAAUAAGUCUUUCUUCUGCAAUCAUUGUGCAAAAUGGAUCAAUACCGCUAUCAGAAGAUGCAAUAGCUGCUCUGGGACUUUUAAAAGUGCAAGUAAUUCCUAGACCUCCAGAAUAUGUUCGACAUCAUCAAUUACACAGUUAUUUCAGUAAUUCUGAUGCUCAAGGUGUAUCCCAGGCGUUGCUUAAGGUGCUGACAAUGCAUGACAGUAAUGAUCUUGCAUGCAACUUUAAUAUGUGUAGAAAUGAUGCACUGGCUCAGGCUCUACUUAAUGUUACUGAAAUACACAAUCUUCAUCCAGAUAUUGUGAACCUUUACAAAGAUCUUAAUAUCUUUAAAGCCAAAGGAGAGAACUGUAUCGUAAAAGAUGUAAACAUUAAUCAGUGUAGCAAAAUAUUUCCAGAGAUCAGUAACUUUCCAGUCAAUUUUCCUGAAACUUUUAUUGUACCAGCCUCUGUGACUGACAGACAGCUUGCACAAAACUUGGGUGCCACUGAACUGUCAAAGGAAAUGCUGUGCCUAUUAGCCCUGCAGAACACGUACUCUGAUAACGACACACACAAACUUGUAACAUACAUUUUCCAAGACAGUCUCUUACAGAGUAGUGAGAAAAUUCUAAAUCAACUUCGGUCUGUGAGAUUUGUUCCCAACAGGAGUGGCACACUUUUGCUGCCAAGCCAGGUUUAUGAUCCUGAGGAUAUUGACAAUGAUGCUCUGAUAUCAGAAGAUUUAAACCCACAAACCAGCUUUCAGAAAUAUUGCCCCAUAUUACGAACUCUUGGGAUGAAGAAAGUGUGCAAUAUGCCAACAAAUGAAUUCAUUCAGAUCAUAUCAAAUUUUCAUACGAAAUCAUUGACUGAUGAGGAGAAAGUAAAGAAAGCAGCAGCUUUGCUUAGAGCAGCAAAUCGUCGACCUGAUUGCCAUCAGAUAUGUCAAGCUGUAAGAGGUGUUAGUUUUGUAUAUGGUGAAACAACUAAACCAGCUGGCUAUCCUCUCAGCUUAAAUUGGGCAACAUUUUCUGAACCAUACAGACCUCAAGAUAUCAAGAGUUACAAUCACUUCAAGAACGUGCUGGGCUCUGUGGUCCCCCUGGUACAUUGUUCCGACAUUUGUAAUGUUGCUGACAGCUUUGGCUGGAAUCACAAGCCAAGUGUUAACAGUCUUAUUGAACAUUUAAGACAUAUAAUGAAGGAAUACCAAAAUACAGAAGAUGAAUAUUUUCCAUUAAUUAAGGAAACAUACAAGCAGCUUUCAGCAUUUGUUGAUACUUCAGAUGUUUGCUAUUUAGACUCAUUGUCAAAUUCCCCGUGUGUGUUUACGGAGGCGGGCUUCAAGGACCCUAAGACAGUGUACAUCUCUUCGCAGAUCGGGGACAUACAAUUAUUGCCAUACAUGUAUUCUUUACCAUUUGAAUUCCGUGAUUGUAGUAGUCUUUUUCAUGCUCUAGGAUGUUUUGAAACACAAUCAAAGGAGCUGUUCUUGACACUUUUACGACAAAUUCAACAUCACCACUCCUCAGAGCAAUGUGCAGAUGUUGAUUGUGACAGAGAUAUAGUUGUUCAAGUUCUUCGUAAACUUGAACCUUUUUGCAAAGAUAUUCCUCCAUGUGAACUGCUGUUGCCUGUGGAAAACACUAACGGAACGCUGGAACUAAUUGAUGUAAAGCAAUGUUCUUAUUCAGAACAAUCAUGUGAGUGGAUUGACAGUGACGAACUGGGAAUAAGAAUAGUUCACAACAGUGUUGGAACCAAACUAGCAAAAGCUUUAGGUGUUGCACCUCUGAGUAAACAUUUACUGGCUGGAGAAGAGGCUUUUAUGGAAUGGGGACAAGUGGAGCCGCUCACCACACGUCUCCACAACCUGCUCCGGCAGUACCGUGACGGUGUGGCAGUCAUGAAGGAGUUGGUGCAGAAUGCUGAUGAUGCUGGCGCCACCACUCUUUCCUUCCUCUAUGAUGAACGUCAAAAUGACGAUGCACGAACAAGACUUCUGAGCAAUAAACUAGAAGAGUGUCAGGGUCCAGCUUUAUGGGCCUAUAAUGAUGCGCUCUUCACUGAGGAAGAUUUCUCCAAUUUAAGAAAAUUAGGCGCAGGAACUAAGGAAUAUCAGUCCACAAAAAUAGGAAAAUUCGGACUUGGAUUUUGUUCUGUUUAUAACCUGACAGAUGUGCCAAGCAUUGUGAGUGGCACCAAUUACAUUAUAUUUGACCCACACAUGACUUACUUAAACAGCAAUAGCCAGACUCCUGGAGUGAGAUUCAACUUUUCAAGCAAGAGAAAUUUAUAUAUGCUGAGUAAACUUAAUGGACAAUUUAAACCAUUUAAUGAUGUUUUUGGCUGUAACAUCCAACAGACAAAAAAGUUUGAUGGCACUUUAUUUCGCUUUCCAUUAAGAACUGCAUCCCAAGCCUGCACAAGUGAGAUCAGUGAUGUCACCUACAGGCAGAAAGACAUGACAAAACUGCUUCAGAUGUUUAGCAAGAUUAUUGGAGAACUUCUUCUCUUCACUCAGAAUGUUAAGGACAUCAAAGUGUUUCACUUAAAUAAGAGUGCAUCAUCACCAACAGAGAAAGUGCUCUUAUUUGAAAGUUUAAGAACAAUAAAGAAAGUUUGUCCUUCACCGGCAACCUCUGCCUUCAGCAAAACAACUGAUGAAACACAAGUGAAGAGAGUUGCUAAACUUUUUAAUAAUGAUUUUAAGUGGAACUUAGAAACUUUUCAAGAGAGCAUUUUUUCAGAAGUAAAAGUUGUAUGUUCAGAAGAAGGGAGUCAAUUUAGUGGCGUUGACAAAGGUGUUUGGACCGUCACGUGGCUCACAUCCUGGCACUGUGGCAACGGGGCAUCAUGUCAGUUUGCCGAAACUCUUGCAGGAAAAGCUCUACCUCUUGGUGCUGUGGCGAUGCCAUUAACAGAACACAAUGAUGGCUGGCAACCCAUUAAGCUGUCAGAACUUCCUCAAGGAUUUUAUAAUGAGAGCCAUAUGCACUGCUUUCUGCCAUUGCCAGUAACAACGCGUCUGCCAGUACAAGUAAAUGGCUUUUUUGAAGUGGCUCCAGACCGUACAAGUCUUCAGACGCAGACAGAGGAUGACCGAGUGGAAGGUUCAGACUGGAAUGAAACUUUGAUGAAUGAUGCCAUAAAUGCUGCUUAUCAUAGCCUUAUAUCUUCUCUUAAAGUUGAAGGUCUUAGUCGGGACUGUCCAUAUUACUGCCUCUGGCCCGUAUACCACGGCACAGAUGAUGAAUUAGUAUUAAACUUCACAAAGUAUUUUUAUAAUACAAUUGUCAGCGAGGCUCUGCCAGUCUUUCGGAGCAGAGGUGAAUGGCAUCCACUGAAAGUCUGUAAGUUUCUAGAAGAAGACUUUUACGAACUACAAGACAUUGGUAACAUUGCCUAUGAAUAUAUGGAAAAGUUUUUGGGGUCUUCAGGCUUUAUGAUAGUGUUACCAAAGGAAAUUGUUUCUGGAUUCCAGUUUGAUCAAAUAUGUGAACACAUGGUCACUAAAGACUCCUUUUUCUUAAAUGUUUUCAUCCCAAACAUAAGGGAGCAACACGUUACUCCAGAGAAGAGAAACAAGCUGACUUUGCAUAUCUUUGAUACUAGGCAUCCAUGUUUUGAAAAGCUCAGAAAUGUCUAUUGUAUUCCUACAAUCCCAGAAGGAAAGUUAAGAAAGCCUUCUGACCUAAUAGACCCUAAGAGUAGGAUUGCAAAAAUGUUCAGCACAGUCGAUGAGAGAUUUCCGGAAGACCUGUUUUGGAAUAAUUCUGAUAGACAUUAUAUUCUUUUGCAUUUGGGAAUGAAUUCUGAAUGUAUUCCUUCAGAGAUGGUCAAGAACAGAGCAAACACAAUUGUGACAUUGUCUUGCCCUAAUUGUGCUGUUGAAAGAUCUUUGGAAAUCUUGCAUUAUAUUGGAACUCGAGAUAAUGAUGAACAAGAGAAUAUUGCAAAGAUAAUUCAGAAUGUGUCGUUCUUACCUGUCAUGGCCAAGCCACAAGACUGGCCCCUCACAUGGAGAGGUGACACUACACUACACAAAGCCCAGGUGUGUGAUGAUCAUGGCCAGCUUGGUAAGCUUAACAUUCUGGGAGAGAUGAAGUCUGUAGGGUUCUCUGAACCUCUUGACAUGUGUUUGGGAGGAUUCAAAGAGCUUGUUGGCAGCACAAAUGUAUUACUCUGGCAGCAUAAUAUACAUAAUGUUGGGAUAUCUCAUCUGCUGAUGGAGAGACUUGGCAUUAUUGUUCACGAAGACAAGCUGCCUUUCAAUAAAGUGUGUCAGCAGCUCAAAAUAUUAUCUACUGUCUCGCCAGCAGUCGGUAACAUCAAUAAAAUAUGCCAUAAAAUCUACAGGUAUUUUGAGAACACUUUUCAGUCUUCAAUUGCAAUCAUUCCCGAGGAAUUUAAAGAGCUAAGAAAUGAGAAAGUAUUACUUACGAAACAUGGCUUUAUGGAACCCAGUCUUUUUGCACUUAAUACUGAGAUAGACUGUUCACCGGACUUGUUCUCAGUGCAAGGGGAAGGACUUGGCAUGUACAAACACUUAACAGAAGCCCUUGCUAUCGUACCAACCUUUCGUGCAGAUGUUGUAUUUCAAGUUAUAUGUCAAAAGAAAGAAAAAUAUAAAUCAAAUCAAAUAAGUGAGCUAGAAGUGUCACAAAUUUCCAAGCUUCUGGCAUUGUUGUUUAAUGUUCGACAUUCGGGUGAGUUAUGCCUUCACUUGCUGCACCUUCCUAAUGCAGAUGGUUAUCUCUGCCCCAUACGUAAGUUGUGUUGUGAAGAUGGAGUUAAGCUCAGUUCCGGUAAAUUUAACUGUUUGCAUAAAAACAUUUCUCUGUCGUUGGAAAUGACAAAUUGGCUAGGAAUAAAAACAAAAACUCGGCAACGCCUUGAAAACUCUUCAAGUAGAAUACAUUUUGGUCAGAAUGAGCCCUUAACCACCAGACUGAGGAACAUUCUUCAAGAAUAUCCAUGUGACUGUGGAAUAAUGAAGGAGCUGUUGCAGAAUGCUGAUGAUGCAGGAGCAACAGAAAUUGCCUUCAUUAAAGACUUUAGAAAUCUCUCUGAUAAACAGUUGUUUGACAAGACUUGGGCGCCACUACAGGGACCUGCUCUUACUGUCUACAAUAACAAAGGUUUCACAGAAAAAGAUCUACAAAAUAUUCAAGACUUGGGUGACAGCAACAAACGCCAGGACCUAGCCAGCACAGGGCAGUAUGGCAUGGGGUUUAAUGCUGUCUACCACUUGACCGAUGCUCCAUCAUUCUUAACACGAGGCCCUGACCUCCCCCAGGGAGAGACUCUGUGCAUGUUUGACCCUCACUGUCGUUAUGACCCUAUGGCGACUCCUGACCAACCUGGGGUUCAGUUUGUGAACCUCCAAGACUUGCGGAGAGAUCAUCCAGAUUCUUUCCAAGGAUAUCUUGAAAAUAAUUUUCUUCAGCAAGAAGGCACAGUUUUUAGGCUUCCACUAAGGACUGAAAACAAGUCUGAAAUAGCAGAUCCCUUCCCAUGCUGGAAGCUGACACAAAAGUUGAAUGAGUUCAAGAAGGAAAUGGCAAAAUGUUUGUUAUUUUUAAGAAAUGUUCGCAAAAUUUCCAUUAUGAGCAUUUCAGAAGGUGGAGAAUGUUGUAUUGAAUAUUGCGUUGAGUCAUCCAUACAGCAACAAAAUGAGCUCUUAAAGCUGCAACAUAUGAUGGAAGAAAUGAAGCAUCUUGAUGAUAAUUUAUAUUCUGUCUUUAAUAUAGACAUGAUGAGAGCAUCUUAUAUAAUGACAGUCACAGACACAAACAAGGCAAAAUACACCUGGUAUAUUGUUCAGCAACUUGGUUCAGAAAAUAAAGAUAGUGUGCCAGAGAUAGUGAAGGAUGCCUUCUCCCGCAAGGACCUGAGUCUGCUUCCUCAUGCUGGAGCCGCUAUUCUUCUGGAAACCAACCAAGAGGAAAUUAAUGACUUAUUUACAACAUCUUGUUACCUUCCAUUACCAGUAAAAUCAGGCUUACCAUUCAGUGUUAAUGGACAUUUUACUCUAAAUUCUUCUCGACGGGAUUUGUGGACCGGAUCAGAGGAUCAUAAAGCUCGGUGGAAUACUUGGUUGAUGAAGGAGGUGCUUGUCCCUGCUGCCGUGUGUGCUCUUAAUUACUAUAGGACAUUCAUUUUCCCAGAAAGUGAUAAUAAGAUUACAAAAGAAAAGUAUUUACUUAAUAUGAAUCUGUAUAAGAUGACCUUGCCUGAUGGAACUAAUACUGAAUCAAAUAAAUGGAAGGAUCUUGUUAAGUGGUUUUAUGAGUACAUAAUUGAUCAGGAGCUACAUUUCUUUAAUAUUUAUAUUCCUGAAAAUGAUAAUGUCUCUGGUCCACAAAACGGAGAGUUAAAAUGGCAUGCAUUUAGAAAGUCCAGUAAUAAAUUUCCCCUUUACUUUGUCACUCCUCGUGGUGGUCCUGGUGGUGGUGUUCCUGGUGGUGGUUCCUGGUGGGGUGGUGUUCCUGGUGGUGGGGUUCCUGCUGGUAGUGUUCCUAUUAUAGAUCCAGUCUUAAACACACUAAGGAGGCUUGGCAUGAAAGUGGGUAGCUCAGUUAUGCUCGACAAGCUCACAAGUGUUGGAAUCCCGUGUCACUGGCUGAAGCCAGAUGUUGCUCUUGAGUUUCUCCAGUCCUGGGAUAAAGAUUACCCUGACAAGUGUAACCCAAUGUUAAAUGAACACAUUACUAAGACCCCAUUUUUAAGUACAAACAACGUGAGUAUUGUCUUCAUUUACCUUACACACUCCAAAGAUUUCCUCAGUAAAUUAGAAGGCCUUCCACUGCUGCUUACUAAUGACAUGAUCCUCAAAUACUUUAAUUCCAAGGAACCAGUAUUUAUUUCACCAUACUGCCCCUUACUACCACAUUCUGCACAUGAAUUUGUAAACAUUAAGAUGGUAAAAUUAUUGAAAGAUUCUCAAGUAGACUACAAGAACAUUAAUGCCCUGAAAGAGUUCACAUUAAAGGAUCUGGCUGACAGACUGCAUACAAAUUUGGACAAGUCAUAUCAUGGCUGUGAAGCCUUUUUGCCAUUACGCGACGACCUCCAUGAUUGGUUAAAAAUGCUUUGGAAAUUUAUAAAAGAGUAUUUGAAUUAUAGUAAAAAGAACAUUGGUAGUAUUUUUGGGGCAGAACAUAUGGCAUGUAAUUAUCAGCAGAAGAGAGAAUAUAUUAUGAACACUCUUGGAGACUGGGCAUUGUAUCCUUUAACUGACAACAACCAGAAAUAUUUAGUUACAUUAAAGAACGCCUGGAGAGUUCUAGACCUUGACAACAAUCCAUCUUCAGUAUUCCAUCACUUGCCUGUUCCUCAUCCAUGUCUCAGUAUUAUUCCAGCUGGGUUACCCAUUCACUUAACAGCAACAUUAACAGAUCCUUCAGUUUUGCUAGACAACCUCUACUUCCACAGAGAGAGAAUUGUCCUCUAUGUUAAACCAAGCGGGAUGGAACCUUAUAAAAAAAUGACUGAGGUAUUGGAAUAUUUUGGUGCACAUUAUUCUAGUACUUCACUCCCUCAUUAUAAACUCCGUUCACUCCCUAUGUUUGAAGACGUUUGUGGAGUUGUGCAGAAUUUGGAAGACAAGAACUUUAUUGUACCAGUUGGGUCAAAGCUUGAUUUAAAAUAUUUGGUUAAAUUAGCAGAAAGUAAAAAUAUAAUAAUUUUAAAGAAAGGAACAUCAAAUGCAAAAUGUUUCUACCAAUACUUGAGUUCAGGAUGUCUUCUGGAGGAUCUGGAAAUUUAUACUAAACUAAUUCUGCCAAAUUUUAAGUAUUUGUCACCUCAAGAACGAACCUACUAUCUGGAAAAGAUACGAGAUGAACUAAAAGAAGCACAUAUGGCAGAAGUGUAUUGGAACCAAAGUCUAAUAAAUGUUGUUUCAAUAUUAAAAAAGACUCCUUUUAUAGAGCUAAAUGGAAGUUGGAAAACUGCAGACAAUUUCUAUGAUCCCAAUAAUCCAGUAUUCAAAGUGAUGGAGCUGAAUAAUUUACCAAAAGAAUGGUCAUCACAAGAAUGGCAGCACUUUCUCAAAUUGUCUGGCAUGGUACAUGAACUGACUGCUGAAAUGUACGUGAAGUAUGCGAGAACAUUAUCACCUAAUGAUUCUAAAGUUAGACCAAAGUCUGAAGUUCUCACACAAUACCUUUUUGACAAGUAUGAUAAUCUAAAGUGCAAUGUUUCACAGAUAAGGAAUAUUGAAUUUCUUGUUCCACAUGAGAGUGAAGAAUUAGAGGAGAUUCGCCCGCUCUUCAGAGCUGCAUCUGGAUUGUUGUCUUUCUCUAGCGGUGUGCCAUCAAAAUUUGCUAAUAUUCUGUGGACAACUGCAAGCCUUUUGCCACGUUAUGCAACGUCAUGCAGGAGUGAUAUUAAGAAACAUCUGAACAUCGUAGACGCUCCACCUGAAGAAAAGGUUCUUGAGCACAUACAAAAUCUUUGUAGAUUUUUAAAAUCUAAACAAAAGAACUCAAAUGCCGCCAUUGAGAGUAUAAUGGAAAGUAUUUACCAGUAUUUACAAAAGUGCAGAAACAGUGUUCAUGAUACACUUGCUUGCCAGAGAACUCCUGUAGUGCAUAUACCGACGCACUCAACCUUUGUUGCUGCUGAUUGUGUGAUUGAAAUAUUGGAAGUUGAAAUUAUCCCAUAUUUAUUGAGAGUUCCAACAACAUAUGGGAAAUACAUUAAUGUUUUUAAGAAACUUGGAGCCCUUGAGGUCGCUACGUGUGACUCGUAUGCUCAAGUAUUGAAAAUGAUUUAUGAAGAAAGUGGCGGGAAAGUAUUGCAUCCUGAAGACUCUAAGUGUAUGAAGGCGGCUCUUGAAGGCUUGGUGAAAAAGAAAUCAAAUCUCAAAGACCUGAAAGUUUCUGAACUAUAUCUUCCAACAGAGGAAAGAAAAUUGGAAAAGUCUUCUGAAAUGUAUGUUCAAGAUGUUGAAUAUUUAGAGAACGUGAAAGGAAAAUUAAACAUACCAAUAUUUGCCGGAUUUAAAGUUUUAAAGAUAGAAAUGACUGAUAGUGACUUUGUGAAUAUGUUGCCUAAGAAUUUGCAGCCAAAUCUUUUGUCUCAAGUUGUGAAGGAAAACCUUGACAGCAAUACCGAGGAAAUAACAACAGAAUUACUUAAAGAGUUAAGACAAAUCCUGCAUUCAGAUAAUAUUAAACUGAAUAUAUUGAGAAUUAUAAAUCAUGAUAAAGUAUCUUCAGGAUCAUGUUUAGAUAAAACUGAAACAAAAGAAUUGAUGGAUAGUCUUGACAGAGUGGAGGUGAAGCAGUUGAAGGUAAUUACCACCACUCUAACGGUUAAUGAAGACGAAGUUGGGAAACGAGACAGUCACUUCUUUGUACAAGUUUGUAAUAGAGAAGAGAGAAAAGUUACACUUUAUAUUUCUGAAACCAUUGACAGUACUCUUGUUGUCUGUGGACUGUGUAAAACAUACAGAGAACUACUUAAGUUAGUUACAGCAUCAGUGAUGGAGAAUUUAGGACACAUAUUGAGGUUAUAUGAGAAACCACAUGAUAUUCCUUCAUUACUGAAUAACUUAGGCAUUACUACAUGGGAAGGUCAGAAUAGUGCAUAUGAGUGCUAUCAAACAGAUGUAGGUUCAUACCUCGAUGAAGAUCUAAUUCAUUUGCUGGAUAAUGAAUUUUGUCAGUUCCACGAGGGAGAGAUUGUCUGUAUGAAGAAGUACAUUCUUGAAGGAGAUGAAUCUACCGAAGAUAAUAUAUACAUAAUUGUUCAAGUAAAGCGCUUGGUGAGAAGUCAUGAUAGCUUAUUUAUGAAUGAAUACGAAGUUGACACUGGAUGUGAAGCAAAGUCCUGCAUGAUAGUUCGAGCCCAUCAGCUGUACAAGUUUGUAAGAGCUAAGGAAAGUAUGAGAAGUGAUGUGGUACAAACUGAUGGGGUCUUAACCGAAGAUGAACCUGGCAGUCUCUCUGAGAAAGAAAUUAUGAAGAAUAUAAGGAAACAAUUAAAAGAAAUAUGGAAAGUUAAAGAUGAAAAAGAAAGGCGGCACCUCUUACGGCGCUUGAUCCUCAAGUGGCAUCCAGACAAGAACCUUGAGAGAGUGGAACUCUGUACCCGCGAGAUGCAAUAUAUGCAACACCUGGUGAAGCGUCUGGAGAAUGGAGAGAUUAUUCCAGACGAUGAAGAUGUUACAAGUGAAAAUACUUUCAGCGGUGCCUACAGUGCCUACAGUAAUACAUUCAAAACAACAUCCGGUGAUUUCUUCAGUAAAACAUUCAAAACAACAUCCAGUUAUUUCUUCAGUAAAACAUUCAAAACAACUUCUAGUGAUUUCUUCAGCAGUGCAUUCAACUCACCACGGAGCCAAUCCUCAGGUUCCUUCAAGUAUUUCAGAAGUAAGAUGAAGGAGAGAAAGUUGCCUGAUCGUCUUGAAGCCAACAAGUGGCUUAAACAAGCAGAACAUGACUUUGGCGAAGCACAGAGACGUGACGGAGGGUCUUCCUGCUGGACCAUGUACAUGUGUCAUCAGGCAGCAGAGAAAAUGUUGAAGGCGGCCUUAUAUCUUGAGGACCGAGACUCAGCAGCAACAUUCCAGAGAGGAAGAGCAUGUCAUUCCCUUACUGGUAUAUCAUCAAGAGUCACAUUAAGUAGUUGCUGCACACUUGCCUCUGACAUAGAAGGUAAAGUUGGUCACCACACCAACAUGCGCUACCCUUCCCUCCAAGGGUGUCCUUGUGACAACUACACUACUGAUGACGCCAACUUCGUCUUGACGAAGACUGAAGAAUUAAUGAAGUUGCUAAGACCUCGUUUUAAAACCGAGUGGUUACAGCACAGUACUACUGGGGGCCUAGAAACCCUGGCUGAUCGGGUUCGAAUCCCUCAGGGAUCCAGAGUUUUUGGUUUUAUAUUGGCUUUGAGACCAUUCAGCCUUUAUGCAUACUUUAUAGAUGAAAAGCGUAAGGGUGAUGUAGAGCGGGAGGAGAAAUAUAAGGAAAUGGGUCGAAGAGCUGCUAAGCAUCAAAACCUUUGCAGAUCAUUUAAAGCCAUUAAAAACUCUGUCUCUAAGCUACAAGGUGGUGGUAAUCAAGUUGCCGUCAUCUAUUUUAAGGUCGGCAAUAGAAAUACCACAUAG